Molecule: messenger RNA, 1511 nt
Organism: Cydia fagiglandana
Lineage: Eukaryota; Metazoa; Arthropoda; Insecta; Lepidoptera; Tortricidae
Exons: 1
Coding region: 165-1205 (346 amino acids)
Source: RefSeq, a predicted model, not a curated record
UACAGGACUUAUUACAAAUUCUGAAAAGAGCAAUUCAUUCUCCAGCUUGCUUGCCUAAUGAAAAUGAAAACACUGUUUGUUCAAUAAUAUGCUCAAGUAUCGAAACUGCGGCUUCAACUCCAGAAGAAAGUGUCUCUGCAAUAUAUAAAGAAACAGUGGCAUCCAUGAAGGAUAAGGGUCUUAAUUUAAUUGAAAAGUUACCGACUUACGACAGUUAUCGACACAUUGCUAUAAGAAGACGAAAAAAAUUUUCAAAGAUUGAUUAUUUAGUCUAUAGGGAUUUGGAAAAAGUUAAAAUACCGCCAGCAUUCGAUGAUUUUCUUUUCGCAGAUUACAACGAUAACAAAAAGAGAAAUAGCCGAAUAUUAAUUUUUGCUUCAGAAAAAGCACGAGAACAUCUCAAAUAUGGGAAAACAUUUUUUGGCGAUGGGACGUUUGAGAAUUGCCCAAGACCCUUUAAGCAACUAUAUGUAGUAUUUUGUGAUUUAGGCAGCAGUGAAGGCACAAAUAAUGUAGUACCGGUGAUUUAUGCACUCCUGCCAAACAAAUUUGGAAAAUCGUAUUCCAUUAUGUUUGAGAUAAUUAAGUCGCAAAUCCCUGAGUGGGCACCGAAUAAAUUCAUUAUGGACUUUGAACCGGCACCUAUAACUGCCAUCAGAAAUGUUUUUCCCGAGAUUAAACUGCACGGUUGUUUUUUCCAUUUUCAGGACAGAUUAAAAAAGAAAGCGAAAAAACUAACGAUUAUAAAACGAAACACUAAAACAAACAAAAUCGUCAGUUUGUGUAUAGUUUUGCCCCUUCUCCCAGAAGCCAAUAUUGAUGAAGGGUUACAUUAUAUACUAAAAGAAAAUAAAGUUAUGGGAAGUAACAAUAAGCUGGAACUAUUCUUAUCUUAUGUUCAAGAUCAUUGGAUGCCGAAGAAAGCUUUGUGGUGCACUUUCGGUGAGCGGCACCGGACAAAUAACGUCUGUGAGGGUUGGAACGGUCAGUUCAACAAAAGUUUAAAAAAAAGACCAACCAUUUUGCAUCUUUUAAAAAUCCUUAAGAAGGAUGCCAUGUUUCACGCUGUUAACGCAGUGACAUCAGAACCUGCAAAAAAACGGUCUAAGCCUGUUGUAGAUAGGAACACUUAUAUUCAGCAUGUUCAAAUGCAGCUAAUUACAGGGGAAAUCGAUGUUCCAUUAUUUAUGGAAAAAUUACGUUAAUUUGUUCUCGAGUUAAUCUCAAAAUUAACUAUAAAUAAAAAUAAAAUUACAUUCAGUUAUUUAUUUUAUUAUAAUAGGUACGAGUAAGAGUACAUAAGCUUUAACAUUUUACUUCAAUGCCGAUGUAACUGUUAGUUGUAUGCAUUCAAUACGCUCUUAAAUAUUUCCACAAUGUCUUCCGUAUGCUCCUUUUCAAAGCUGUCUGCGGUUGUAAUUGCUUCAUCAAUAAUAUUAGUCCACUCUUCCGUGUCCAUGUGCUGCGAACACAGUAGUGUAUCUGGUUGUAAAUAUAAAGAAUAUUUACUG